Molecule: messenger RNA, 1944 nt
Organism: Fimicolochytrium jonesii
Lineage: Eukaryota; Fungi; Chytridiomycota; Chytridiomycetes; Spizellomycetales; Powellomycetaceae
Product: P-loop containing nucleoside triphosphate hydrolase protein
Exons: 5
Coding region: 178-1527 (449 amino acids)
Biological process (GO): proteasome-mediated ubiquitin-dependent protein catabolic process
Cellular component (GO): proteasome regulatory particle, base subcomplex
Molecular function (GO): ATP hydrolysis activity; ATP binding; proteasome-activating activity
Source: RefSeq, a predicted model, not a curated record
CGCGCAUAACAGGAAGCGCGUCUAUCAGAGUCCCCUUCGCAGAGACGUUGCCUGCCUUUCAAACUCGCCAACCCCCCCCUAACCAGCUGGCAUCUCCCAACCAGCCCCCCGCCCGCACUUCAUCUAACAACAACACUCCACAAAGCCACUCUAUCUGAGCUCAUCAAACAACCCAAGAUGGGCCAAAACCAAUCAGGCCUCCCCGGUUUCCCCGGCGGCGACGCCAAUGGUGCCGGCGGCAACAAGGAUGGAGAUAAGGAUAAGAAGCCGGAGAAGAAGAAGUGGGAGCCGCCGAUCCCGACGCGCGUAGGGAAGAAGAAGAGAAAGGGGCCUGAUGCUGCUACUAAAUUGCCGAAUGUCUUCCCAACAACCCGCUGCAAGCUGAAGCUCCUCAAAAUGGAGCGCAUAAAGGACUACCUUCUCAUGCAAGAAGAAUUCGUGCAAAACCAAGAGCGUCUCAAACCGCAAGAGGAGAAAAACCAAGAAGAGCGCACAAAAGUUGAUUCUCUCCGCGGCAGCCCCAUGCACGUCGGCAGCCUCGAAGAAAUCAUCGACGACGACCACGCCAUCGUGUCCGCCUCCACGGGUCCCGAAUACUACGUCUCGAUCAUGUCGUUUGUCGAUAAGGAUAUCCUUGAACCGGGCUGCUCGAUCUUGAUGCAUCAUAAGAAUCUUUCGGUUGUGGGGGUGCUGAGUGAUGAUGCGGAUCCGGCGGUCAGUGUGAUGAAGGUGGAGAAGGCGCCGACGGAGAGUUAUGCGGAUGUGGGGGGUUUGGAGCAGCAGAUUCAGGAGAUUAAGGAGGCGGUGGAGUUGCCGUUGACGCAUCCGGAGUUGUAUGAGGAGAUGGGGAUCAAGCCGCCGAAGGGUGUCAUUUUGUACGGUUGUCCUGGCACUGGCAAAACGCUCCUCGCCAAAGCCGUAGCAAACCAAACCUCCGCCACCUUCCUCCGCAUCGUUGGCUCGGAGCUAAUCCAAAAGUACCUCGGUGACGGCCCCAAACUCGUCCGCGAGCUCUUCCGCGUUGCCGAAGAACACGCCCCAUCCAUCGUCUUUAUCGACGAAAUCGACGCCAUCGGCACCAAACGCUACGACUCGACCUCCGGCGGCGAGCGCGAGAUCCAACGCACCAUGUUGGAACUCCUCAACCAACUGGACGGGUUCGACUCCCGCGGGGAUGUUAAAGUCAUCAUGGCCACGAACAAGAUUGAGAGCCUGGACCCGGCGUUGAUUAGGCCUGGGAGGAUCGAUAGGAAGAUUGAGUUCCCGUUGCCGGAUGUGAAGACGAAGCGGAGGAUCUUUGGGAUUCAUACGAGUCGGAUGACGUUGGGGGAUGAUGUGGAUUUGGAGGAGUUUGUGAUGGCGAAGGAUGAUUUGAGUGGGGCUGAUAUCAAGGCCAUCUGCACGGAAGCCGGUCUCCUUGCCCUCCGCGAACGACGCAUGCGCGUAGUCGCGGAUGAUUUGCGCAAGGCCAAGGAGAAGGUGCUGUACCGCAAGACCGAGGGCACGCCCGAGGGAUUGUACUUGUAGCGAGCGGGAUACGGGGCGUGGGGUCUUUGUCUUUGUUUGAACGGGUUCUGUCUCCCAGAGUCAUUCUCUCAUUUUCUGUGAUGUGAUUGUGAAGUGUAUAGCGCAUUGGCCCCUUUUGUCUUGCUCUCUCGUCGGUCGGACGUAUGCAUGUGCUAAUACUGCGCGUGACGGCCUUCCCUUCUUGCGGAUUGUGUCGGGUUGCUCGUCUCCCCACCGACCUUCAUCCACCCCCAUCGGCAACGUUAUAGAAGUAGGCUGCAUCUACCCACACCCGCAAACCGACCUGCACUCAACCCCGACCCCAGUCAGUAACCCUAACCCUAACCCUAACCCUAAGAUCGGUUUGCCAGCCGUUGGUCCAGGAAAGGAAAACUCCAGAUCCACAUGGUUCUAUGAAGUACUGUAGGAUAGCGCCCG